This is a messenger RNA of Talaromyces stipitatus ATCC 10500, 1357 nucleotides long. RefSeq names its product Rho GTPase Rac, putative. The record is from RefSeq and is a predicted model, not a curated record. The transcript has 6 exons. Bases 393 to 992 code for a protein of 199 amino acids. Gene Ontology annotation, molecular function: GTPase activity; GTP binding; protein kinase binding. Gene Ontology annotation, biological process: actin filament organization; cortical cytoskeleton organization; establishment or maintenance of cell polarity. Gene Ontology annotation, cellular component: cytoskeleton; plasma membrane; cytoplasmic vesicle. NCBI's taxonomy places the organism in Eukaryota, Fungi, Ascomycota, Eurotiomycetes, Eurotiales, Trichocomaceae.
GUAGAAGAGUAGAAGUUCAAGAAGUAGAAGAUAGGGUACCCCCCGCCUUCUGCACUAAUCCACUCCGAACUUAGCCCAAGCCCAAACAACCUAACCCUUUACUUACUUCAAUCGCCUCACUCGACCGCUCAUUCCCAUUAUCUAUCGCUCUGUUCAGGAUUGUUCAUUCUGUUUGAUCUGGUUCUCUCAUCUAUUGAGUCGCAUUUCUCUGCUUGUCGGUCAAUUCAAUCCAGACCGAUUUUGCUGGUUUCCCCGCCUGUUUGUUGUUCGCUAGUCAUAAGUUGCUGGGUAUUCGAUCGAGAGACCCCUCCCCCUUUCCCCCCUCCGCGUACACAACUCUCCGCUCGUCUUCUACGCGUCCAGAUAAGGGAUUGAAUAGUUGAAUCAUAAGAAUGGCAUCUGGGCCUGCGACUCAAUCCUUAAAGUGUGUGGUGACCGGUGACGGUGCUGUCGGCAAGACAUGUCUCCUGAUAUCAUACACGACCAAUGCCUUUCCCGGCGAAUACAUUCCCACCGUCUUCGACAACUACUCCGCCAGCGUCAUGGUCGACGGUCGACCCAUCAGCCUCGGACUCUGGGAUACCGCCGGCCAAGAAGACUACGACCGUCUCCGCCCUUUAUCCUACCCUCAAACCGACGUUUUUCUAAUCUGCUUUUCCAUCGUUUCGCCACCCUCUUUUGACAACGUAAAAGCCAAAUGGUAUCCCGAAAUCGAACACCACGCCCCCGGCGUCCCCAUUAUUUUGGUCGGCACAAAGCUUGAUUUGAGGGAAGACAGAGCGACUGCCGAGGCGUUGAGGGCGAAGAAGAUGGAGCCCGUCUCGUAUGAGCAGGCGCUUGCGGUGGCCAAAGAGAUUAGGGCGCAUAAAUACCUAGAAUGCUCGGCGUUGACGCAGAGGAAUUUGAAGAGUGUGUUUGAUGAAGCUAUCCGUGCCGUCCUCAAUCCUCGCCCCCAACCCAAGAACAAGGCAAAACGAUGCGUCAUUCUGUAAUCCUUUCCUCCUUUCAUACUGAUCAUAUUUGUCCGAACUUCCCUGAUGUUCUUCUACUACGUAUAUGCUAAUUAUAUCCCCAUCGUUUUUUAUUUUGAAUUAUUUUUGUCAACACCUGUGAAUACAUAUACCGUUUAUGUCCUAACUGAAUGAUUGAUCUGAUCUAUGUAACUAACUGACUGAUUGUUUGUAUUGCGCGAGGCGUUCUGUUCUGUUCUAUUCUGCUGUUGAUUGAUAAUGAAUCAGUUGUCUUAGAUUGGAUAGAUAGUCACCUUUUUCCUUAUCCCGAAUAUCUUGAGACUUUUGUUUGCAUUUCGAUUGUACUCUUAAAAUUGGGCUAUUUGAUUUAAGACAUGAAUUUUAUU